Molecule: messenger RNA, 2844 nt
Organism: Xiphias gladius (swordfish)
Lineage: Eukaryota; Metazoa; Chordata; Actinopteri; Istiophoriformes; Xiphiidae
Gene: slc16a13
Product: solute carrier family 16 member 13
Exons: 6
Coding region: 203-1591 (462 amino acids)
Biological process (GO): monocarboxylic acid transport; transmembrane transport
Molecular function (GO): monocarboxylic acid transmembrane transporter activity
Source: RefSeq, a predicted model, not a curated record
CACUUCCCUCCCUCGGCCGCUCUCCUCCCCAGCACUUCCUUCCUCCCUUUAACGUGCGUCGAACAUCUCCUCCGCCGCUCAUGGCGACGCCGCCUCCGCCUCCGCUCCGCGUUAGCUGCUCACCGCGGGAGAACCUGGGAGGCCGCGGAUCGUGCGCCGCUCCGGCGAAGAGCUGCGACGGACGGGGCCCCGGGGCGAGGACAUGGCCAACAGCAAGCCCAAAGCAGAGAGCCGGCGCGAUGAAGCCGAGGGACCGGAUGGAGGCUGGGGCUGGGUGCUGGUCGGUGCCCUGUUCGUCAGCACGAGCCUCGUGUUCGGCCUGAUGCGUAGCCUGGGGAUCUUCUUUGUGGAGUUUGUCCAGUACUUUGAGCAGAGCGCUCAGGCCAUCUCCUGGAUCUCUUCAACAGGCCUGGCAGCACAGCAGUUCUUCAGUCCUCUGGGUGCAGCGCUUUGUAAUGCAUAUGAUGCCCGGGUGGUAGUGAUGACGGGGGGGGUUCUUGCUGCACUGGGCCUCAUACUAGCCUCGCAGGCCACCUGCCUUGUUCAUCUCUACCUCACUAUGGGUGUCAUUUCAGGUCUGGGCUGGGGGCUGGUCUUCACUCCCAUGGUGGCCACUGUCAUGGCGAACUUCACACGGCGCCGCACCCUGGCGUUGGGUCUGGCGUUCUCCAGCAUCGGCCUUUCCUCCUUCGCUUUCAACCCCCUCUUCCAGCUUCUGGUGGAGAUGUACGCCUGGCGAGGGGCCCUGCUGAUUCUGGGGGGCCUCAGCCUCAACAUUGUGCCCUGUGGGGCUCUCAUCCGUCCACAGCGACGCCCUAAAGCCCCAGAAAAGGUGGAUUCAGAGAGCAUGUCAUCAUGUGCUGCAGUGCUGCGGCGAGUCUCCUCCUACCUGGAGCUGCAGCUGCUCUUUGAGAGGCCUUAUGUCACCUACACCUCAGCCAUCACUCUUCUUAACGUCGGCUACUUUGUUCCAUAUUUCCACCUGGUGGCCCACAGCCGCCAAGCCGGCUUCUCAGAGUACCAGGCCGCUUUCGUCAUGUCGGCCGCCGGCGUUACAGACAUUUUCGGCCGCGUGGUGUCAGGCUGGUUCUCUGACCUGGGACACUUUCGGCUGAUCCAUCUACUGAGCUUGUGGACAACGCUGGCGGGACUGUUCAUCAUGCUGCUGCCCGUCAGCUCCUUGUCCGGUUCUUACGCUGCACUGGUGGUGAUCAGCCUCCUCUACGGCUUCUGCUCGGGGGCUCUGACCUCUUUGGCUUUCGCGGUGGUGCCCAUGAUUGUGGGUGUGGAGCGCAUGAUGGGGGCCCUUGGGCUGCUGCAGCUCAUCGAGAGCAUCGCGGGACUGCUGGGGACACCUCUGUCAGGGCUGCUCAAGGACAUCACCGGCAACUACAUCGCCUCUUUCAUGGUAUCGGGCAGUUUCCUCAUUCUCAGUACUAUGACCAUGGCCACUCUUCCUCGCUACUUCUCCUGCACGGAUCCACCGGCCCCUCAACGACGUUCCCAUGACGACAAAGAUAAGAGAUUACGUUCGGAGUUAGAACAGAUCAAUAGUUCGCCCUGUGACGUGAGUCACGGAGGAGCUCAGUGAUCUGGCUGGAUAACCCUCAAGACUUGUGUAAGUUAAUGGUUCAAGAGCCUUGUUAAUAGUCUUCUAACCAGCCAGUAUAACGGUGGUGCCUACUUGCAGACACUUCCAAUUAGUAUGCAAUAUACCUCAGGCAACAUAUCGGGGCCAAUGAGUUGAUCACUGUUAUACAUCGUAGCCUCAGUUUUAUGUUUAGGCCAGUUCCCUUUACCUAAAAGAAAAUCUAGGCAUGGAAAUAUUUCAUUUACAACGUAACAGUGUUGCAUUUGACGCACAGGACUGCACGCAAGGUUGUCCAACCGUGGAUGACAAUGCUACUACACGCCAUCGAGUUGGCACACUCUGCAUACUUGACUGAAGAAACCGAGAAGGAGCUGUUUUAUUAUCUUAACGUGAUAUGUGAAUCUGACUUGUUCUGUCUCGAGAAAGUUGCUGUAAGACUGACAAGUAUAUCGUAAUAUAUGGUGCACUUACAAAAUUAAUCUUAAAACCUUCUCUAUUCUGAUUUAAACUAUUCUUUUAACGAAGCACACUACAUUUAGCGCUAUUGCAAAUAGUGGUGUUUUCCAGUUAGACGACAGUGUUUCACUCAGCCUUCCUGAUGAUUGUUGGUCUUUACACUUCUGUUUAAUUUGUGGAUGCAGAUUUAUGGAUUAAAGAAAGUAAAUUUCUGAAUAAUUAGCAGCACCACACUGUUAACACUGAUUUACUAGGAGCACAAGGAUAGCUCUGAAAGCAGUGCACCAGAACUGUUCUCCCUCUCAGCCUCAGGAAUUUCACUUUGCGUCAGUGUUAAAGCGCUGGGCAGGACUACAGGACUGUUAUUUCCCAAGUGCAUUUUCUGAUUAUACAUGAUAGUACAUAAGCACCUUGUACUUUUGUAAUCCAUGAACCAAGACUGCCUUUGUCAACCUGAAAUGUUUGGCUUUGCGAACAGCUGAAUGAACACCAGAUUUGCAGGCGGGACAGGACCUGGUCACGGUGACCUGCUGGUUACUGACAUACUGAUUUCAGGGUCCUUGCGGUGCAAAGCGCGUUUGACCGAGUAUGACCGUUCACCUUACUGGCAGCUACUGAACACUGGAGAUUCAGUAAUUGUUUAAAAGUGGAAAAUGUUCUUAAUGAGAUAUUUUUUCCUUGAUUUGACGCUGUUACCCUCUAGUCUUAAAUGUACUACUCAAACAUCCUGCAGUUUGUCUUAUAUGUUAAAAUGUGGUAUUUUGUGCUCAAUUUGGAUUAAAAAGCAUUGUAUUAUU